GGGGAGAAGUCCCGAGUCUCGUCAUAGUCCUGUUGUUGCCGGACGAGGGACUCUCGGAGGGAGAUGUAGGUGCAACGUGGAACGGCAGAGCGACGCUCACAACUCUCAGUAAACAAAUGAAAUCCAACGAUACGAGCAGACUCCACAGCUUUCUCUAGGAUCUGAUACCGAGAUGGAACGCAGCAAACGGGGUUAAAAGCCCUUUAAGAGUCCUCGCCAUGGACGGAGAGCUGACCGUUACUUUAAUAUCUGUGGCGAUGUUUGUUGGCACGUUUUUACUCGGAUUCAUCCCACUGUUGUUCAGACUCUCUGAGAAAAGCCUCCAGUUUGUCUCCAUUCUGGGAGCAGGUCUGCUCUGUGGGACAGCUCUUUCCAUCACCAUCCCUGAAGGUGUGGGUUUACUGGAGGAUUCAUGGAGAGCAUCCCCGUCCUCUGAUGUGCCGUCUGGUUUGAAUGCCAGUGGUAAAACUGUGUCUGCCUCCGAGGAAGGCCCACCGCCUCGAUUCUACAUUGGGAUAGCCUUGACAUUCGGGUUCACCUUUAUGUUUGCUGUGGAUCAGAUUGGCGAUUUCCUCUCCAUGCGAGCGCAAACGACACACGUGUCUAACAGCCACAUCACUGCCACUUUAGGGCUGGUUAUUCAUGCUGCAGCUGAUGGAUUUGCUCUGGGAGCUGCAGUUGCCACUGGUCAAGUAACAGUACAAGUCAUAGUAUUUUUUGCCGUCAUUCUACACAAGGCGCCAGCAGCUUUUGGUUUGGUCUCCUUCCUGAUGCACGGAGGCCUUGAGAAGAAGCACAUCCAGGGACAUUUGCUGGCCUUUUCAGCCGCGGCGCCGAUAGUCGCAAUCAGCACUUACUUCAUUUUACACGCAUCUGGAAACUCCUCACAGAGCCAGCUUUGGGCAACAGGUGUGGGUAUGCUCUUCUCAGCUGGGACUUUCCUCUAUGUGGCCACGGUGCAUGUUCUCCCUGAGAUCAGAAGCAGCAGGACAGAAGAUCCCUUCUCUAAUCUCCAGGAGCAUGCUGAAGCCAAGAACCAUCAGCAGCGGCACCUGGGGCUCCUGGAGAGCCUCACUCUGGUCCUCGGCAUGGGGCUUCCAGUGGUGUUGGCCCUCGGGUUACAGGAUGAUUAAAAAAAAAAGCCUGCAAGUUUGGUCACAAACUCUUAUAAUCGAUGUACUGCGAUGGCACAUUUAAAAGACCAACAGUAUAUUAGACACAUAGCUUUGAGUCUAGCCAAUGCUCUUACGUCAACCGAGACUUCCUGUUUGUGUGAAGUGUUGGGUAGCUCAUAUAUUGUUCUCAUUUCAUGGAGUUUUCUUUCCAAGUUGAAAAAAGUCACAUCUGUUUUCAAGGUCCUCCGGGGAGCUGUGAUGUGAAAUCCCAGUUACACGAUAGACUUCAGUGGAAGAGCAGCAGGAUAAUCUGACACUGCUGAGGACGGUUAGGAAGGCUAAGUGGAUCAGCUGGAAUAUUUUGUAUGCGUAACCAAAGAAAGGACCAUGAAUUUUAGUUGUGCAUCUAAAAACUAAAAGAUAAUGGAGUCCGAAGGUGAGUUUUGACUAAACAUAUGACAAAGUGGCUGCAUGGUGACGCAGUUGUUAGCGCUGUUGCCUCGCAGCACGAAGGUUGCAGGUUCAAAAAUCUGCUGCGGCCUUUCUGCGUGGAGUUGCGUGUUCUCAUGCAUGUGUGGGUUUCCUCCGGGUACUCCGGUUUCCCCCACAGAUCACAACAUGCCCUAUAGGUUAUAAACUGUAAGUCGCUUUGGAUAAAAGCGUCUGCCAAAUAAAUAAACAUAAACAAAGUGA
Nothobranchius furzeri (turquoise killifish) is the source of this 1808-nucleotide messenger RNA. RefSeq names its product zinc transporter ZIP9. The record is from RefSeq and is a predicted model, not a curated record. Gene Ontology annotation, molecular function: metal ion transmembrane transporter activity. Lineage: Eukaryota; Metazoa; Chordata; Actinopteri; Cyprinodontiformes; Nothobranchiidae. Gene Ontology annotation, cellular component: membrane. Gene Ontology annotation, biological process: zinc ion transport; transmembrane transport.